Molecule: messenger RNA, 2198 nt
Organism: Cryptomeria japonica (Japanese cedar)
Lineage: Eukaryota; Viridiplantae; Streptophyta; Pinopsida; Cupressales; Cupressaceae
Exons: 15
Coding region: 432-1751 (439 amino acids)
Source: RefSeq, a predicted model, not a curated record
AGGUUCAAAUCUCACCAUUCAUUGGCUUCGACAAAGGUUCAAAUCUCAACAUUUCCAUUAUCAUUAAACCUACACGCCAAAUUCAAAUCUCUGUUCACCCGAGAGAAAGAGACAGACUACUUCGCAGCAUCGGCUUGACUUUCAUUUAAACUGUGGCAAAAUUGGCUCAAAAAAUUAUUUUGUACUGACGGCGGCGGGCCCUUCACCAAUCUCGCUGUACUACUAGGCAGCAAGCACCUACUUAAAUUUUUCGCUUCCGUCAAGUGAAAACUUAACGGCCGCCGUCAGCUCCGUUGGAUUGAGGCAGGUCGUUGAAAGUGAAUUCAGAAUUUGUUCCCUUGUCCGUGGAAUGUGUAACUGUGAACGCACCCAUUUUCCUGCACUUUCAAAUAUAGAAUUUGAUCAGGCGAGGUGAUCAGGGGUUGUAAUAAAUGGCUUCUACGGCAGGGCUGGUGCCAAUAACGAGGGAUUUUCUUGCUAAAUUCUAUGAUAAAUAUGUCUUUAGCGAUUUGCCUGAAGAUGUCGCCCGUUUAUCUACCCAGCUUCGUCAAUGCUGCAAUUCCCUUUUGUCUCAGUCGCCAAAGAAGCCAGGUGAGGAGUUAAUGGUAUCUGAAAUGGAAUGUAAUCCACCUCAUAAAAUUGAUGAAAACCUAUGGAAGAAUCGGGAAUAUAUUGAGGAAAUAUUGUUUUUACUUGACAAAGCACAUUGGCCAAAAAAGCUGCAGGCACCAGAAGAUCCGGCAGAUAUGGCUAUUGUUACAGCUAUUCAAAGACUUGACACUGAAGUGAAAAACCUUUUGAAGAGUUUACAGUCGUUCCAAUCAGAAAACAACGAGAGGAUAUUUAAAAUGAUUGUCACAUAUAUGCCACAGGAUUUUCGAGGUACACUUCUUAAGCAACAGCGUGAGCGUUCAGAAAGAAAGCAACAAGCAGAAGUUGAGGCUGUUAUUAGUUCGGGAGGAAGCAUCCGUGACAAAUAUGGUCUCUUGUGGAAGCAGCAGAUGGAUAGGCGAAGACAACUUGCUCAACUUGGCUCUGCAACGGGGGUUUACAAAACCAUUGUAAAGUAUCUUGUUGGAGUACCGGAGGUUCUUUUGGACUUUGUGCGAAAGGUAAAUGACCACAAUGGGCCAAUGGAAGAGCAACGGCUGCGAUAUGGACCUCCACUUUACCAACUCACCAGUAUGGCUUUUGGUAUACAAUUCUUUUUGAAGCUGUGGUGGAGAUAUUUUGAUGAAUGUGAAUUGCCAAAGGAUGAUCUUCUUUCUCUUCUGGAGCAGUCCAUAAAGGUGUACAGUUCUGAAUUUAAACGGUUUCUCACAUUUAUUGGGAAUGUCUUUGAGAAUUCUCCAUUUUUAAUAUCAGCAGAGGAGGCUGGAGCUAUAGAACCAAAUCGGUAUGAUGAUUUCAAGGAAACAACAAUUCCUGCAGGAAAGGCACAUGAGGUCCUCCUUGCACUUGAUACUGUGAACUCCUAUAUUGCCUGGGAUUUCAAAUUGACAUCUGGGAAGGAUGUAGGGUUUUGCGUGGAGCUCAUAGGCCAGUCAGGGCAAAGCACUGCAAUGUUUCCUUAUAAACGAUGUGAAUCAGAUCAGGGAAAUUUUUGCACCCCGAAAGCUGGCACCUAUAGGCUUGUUUGGGAUAAUUCUUAUUCGACCUUCUAUAAGAAGGUCUUGAAAUAUAAAGUAGAUGCCUUCCCACCUGUCAUUGAGACAACACAAUUAGAUGUACCAAAUGAAGGAAAUGAAUGAAGAUGAUUGCAGAUUACAGUGAUUGCAAACUUUGAGAUGCAACUAGAACUGCGAUCAAGCAAUUAAAAAAGGAUAUUGAAGGCUAGCUGUACUGCAAAUGUUUGAACUCAACUACAUAAUUUGUUCUAUGAUUUAGAUGCAGCAAAAAAAUGUCUGAUUUCUGGUUGAAAUGGUUCAUGGUGAAAUAUCAAGUUCGUCUACGUGAUCACUGAAAUACUUGAAUCAAUCUUGUAGUUUGGAAAAGACUGAUUAAUGUAUUUUAGGUACUAUAUUGUUCAAACCAUUGAUUGUUUCUUGCAUUUCUAAUGCCCUGCUUCAUUUAAUUGUGGGCAUAACUAAAAUGCAACACGAAGUAGAUAGACAAUUCUAAUAAUAUUUUAUUUUUAUUGUCCUCUGGACUUUGUCCAUUAAAAACUUACGAGUAAAAUAUGAUGGGUGACUUGUCAA